GGCUUGUUGAAAACUAAGUGGGGAAGUGAGAACGGGGACGCGCGGCGUCGUGGUGGGGGAAGCGAGUGAUAAAAGCAGUAUCUUGAGCUGAAAGGCAACCACACCUCACUAAAGAAAUGGAGUAGAAAGUGGCUUGACGAUUCCGCAGGCUGCUGCAAAGGGGAUCUCCGGGAGACCACGGGGAAGCCCCCGCAGGGGGGCGCACGCGAAGGUCUGACACUUCGCGGCUCCCAGCUGAGCGAAGCGCAAAACUGCGGAGCUGAGUGCCCGGGCGUCCUCCAGUGCACUUACUGCUUUCUCCCGCUCCGGGCUCUUCGUCCUCCCCGGGUCUCCCCCCACCGCUCUCCCCGAUUGCCCCCGGCUCUCCCCGGCUCCACUCAGCGCCGGCACCCCGGGCCCCUGCGCGCUCCGCGCGGCGCGUCACUGCGCGGCCGGCCUCCGCGCGCCUCCCUCCUCCCUCCUCUCCGGCUCUGCGCGAUCCGGCCGGGGGAGGCGGGGAAGCCGCCGGAGCGCGACCGCCACGGCAGCCACCCUGCAGCCGCCAGUCGGAGGUGCAGUCCGUAGGCCCCGGAGCCCGGGCGGGCCCUUGGGGAGUCGGCGCCACUCCCGGGGAGCUGUGAGGCUCGCUCAUGCCCGGACCUGAGGGUGCGGUAGGCGCAGAGGAGAUUCCUGGUCAUCUUGGAAGAGUCCGUAUCAUGGAAUCGAUCUCUAUGAUGGGAAGCCCUAAAAGCCUUAGUGAAACUUUUUUGCCUAAUGGCAUAAAUGGUAUCAAAGAUGCAAGGAAGGUUACUGUAGGUGUCAUUGGAAGUGGGGAUUUUGCAAAAUCCUUAACCAUUCGACUUAUUAGAUGUGGAUAUCACGUGGUCAUUGGAAGUAGAAAUCCUAAAUUUGCUUCUGAAUUUUUUCCUCAUGUGGUAGAUGUCACCCACCAUGAAGAUGCUCUAACAAAAACGAAUAUAAUAUUUGUUGCUAUCCAUAGAGAACACUACACCUCCCUAUGGGACCUGAGACAUCUGCUUGUGGGUAAAAUCCUGAUUGAUGUAAGCAAUAACAUGAGGGUAAACCAAUACCCAGAAUCCAAUGCUGAAUAUUUGGCUUCAUUAUUCCCAGAUUCCUUGAUUGUCAAAGGAUUUAAUGUUGUCUCAGCUUGGGCACUUCAGUUAGGACCAAAGGAUGCCAGCCGGCAGGUUUAUAUAUGCAGCAACAAUAUUCAAGCUCGACAACAGGUCAUUGAACUUGCCCGUCAGUUGAAUUUCACGCCCAUUGACUUGGGAUCCUUAUCAUCAGCCAGAGAGAUUGAAAAUUUACCCCUGCGAUUAUUUACUCUCUGGAGAGGGCCAGUGGUGGUAGCCAUAAGCUUGGCCACCUUUUUCUUCCUUUAUUCCUUUGUCAGAGAUGUGAUACAUCCAUAUGCAAGAAACCAGCAGAGUGACUUUUACAAGAUUCCUAUUGAAAUUGUGAAUAAAACUUUGCCCAUAGUUGCCAUCACUUUGCUGUCCCUGGUGUACCUAGCAGGUCUCCUGGCGGCCGCUUAUCAGCUUUAUUACGGCACCAAGUAUAGAAGAUUCCCGCCUUGGUUGGAGACCUGGUUACAGUGUAGAAAACAGCUGGGAUUACUAAGUUUUUUCUUUGCUGUGGUCCAUGUUGCGUAUAGCCUCUGCUUACCAAUGAGAAGGUCAGAGAGAUACUUGUUUCUCAACAUGGCUUAUCAGCAGGUUCAUGCAAAUAUUGAAAACUCGUGGAACGAGGAAGAAGUUUGGAGGAUUGAAAUGUAUAUCUCCUUUGGCAUAAUGAGCCUUGGCUUACUGUCUCUCCUGGCCGUCACCUCUAUCCCCUCAGUGAGCAAUGCAUUAAACUGGAGAGAGUUCAGUUUUAUUCAGUCUACACUUGGAUAUGUCGCUCUGCUCAUAAGUACUUUCCAUGUUUUGAUUUAUGGAUGGAAACGGGCUUUUGAAGAAGAGUACUACAGAUUUUAUACACCACCAAACUUUGUUCUUGCUCUUGUUUUGCCCUCAAUUGUAAUUCUGGGUAAGAUCAUUUUACUCCUACCAUGUAUAAGCCGAAAGCUAAAACGAAUUAAAAAAGGCUGGGAAAAGAGCCAAUUUCUAGAAGAAGGUAUUGGAGGAACGAUUCCUCAUCUCUCCCCAGAGAGGGUUACGGUCAUGUGAUGUGAAGUGGCGCUCACAGCUGCCAUAUAAAGUUCUACUCAUGCCAUUAUUUUUGCCACUUCUUCUGUGUUUGGUUGCAAGCGUGCUGUCAAAUUACUGUGGGUAGAAACUUGUUAAAUGAAAUUUCAACGGAAUUGGUAAUAAAAUAUUCUUCAAGUUAAUUUUCACAAAUGUCAUGUUUUGACAAUAUGAUUUAUGUAGUCAACAUGCUGUUGAAAGUUGGGAAUUUUUUGUUUUGUUUUGCACAACUGUAACAGUGUUAUUAUUUUAACUAUAUUUCAUAAUCAGGAAAAAAUAAUAGUUAAUAAUAUAGAUAUAACAUAAUGUUAAAAACAAUUUGCAAACCAGCAGAAUUUUAAGCUUUUAAAGUAAUUCAAUAGAUAUAUGUUUUAUCUUGAAACUUAAGUAAAGUUUUAGUUAUUAUCCAAUUUAAGAAAUAGAGAUGCAUAAUCAUACAUUUGUUUUCAAGAAAGGACACAUCUAUUAGCCUCUAGGUAAGGGUGCAUGGCAACGUUCCCAUAUUUGUCUCAGAAGAUAGGUUUUGAGGAAUGUAAUUAAUUGUACAAAGUAAGGUGAUUAUAUGAACAAAUACAAAUUAAAAACUCAAACCUGAAAUUAUGUUUAAAAUACAUUGAAGACAUCAAAUACAUAUUUAUAAUGCAAAUGAAAUUUUAUUUUUUGUCAUGUUACAAAGCAGCUUCAUUUUCAAAUUAAUAUUUUGACAAGGGAGAGGUUAUAUUUGGCCUCCAAAACUGCUAUCUCUAAUAUAGUACCAAUCCUGGGAAUUGUAUAAUUAUUCCUAUUUGGAGCAAAAGUAUCAAGUUUAUACAAAGAUAGCUGUCAGCUGAUCCAUAUCGUUAAGCUUAGCUAGUGACUUCUCUCUGUGGUAUGGGAUUUUACUGAUGUUCAUUGAGAGAUUAUAAGGUGCCAGGCAUGGCUCUAAGUACUUUACUUGCUAGAUAGUUAUCGUGUUCAUUUUACAUCUGAGAGACUGAAGGCUAGAAAAGUAAUUUGCCCCAAGUCACACGACUAAUAGUGGCAGAGUGAGUGUGUAAGUCCUGGUAGUAUUAUUCCAGAGCCCGUGGUUUUAACCACUAGGCAAUACAGCUCCUGCUCCAUCUCCAUCCGUUAGGGUCUUGAUGCCAACCUGGAUGUUGCUUCUUUUGUAUAAAGCCAUGACAUUCUUUAGAGUGGGAUGUAUGUAUCCAAAAGAUGUAUGAAAAUAUUACAAUCAUAGUAUUAUUGCUUGUGGAGUAAUCCAUAGCUACUUACCCCAUUCAAACCUGGAACAUGAGCCUGGAAACACAUGGCAGUCCAUACGCCUUCCUGUGCAGUGACAGACUCAAGCAGAAAGAGGACCAGAGCAGUGUUAAUGAAUUUUUUUUUUUAAUUUCUGUAGAGCUGGUCAUCUCCUUGUCUCUUCCUGAGCAGUCCUCCUGCCUAUACAAUCACUCUAGAGCAGUUUACAAGCAUAAAAUAUUGAGAUAUUAGGAUAUUAGGAUAAGAGGCUGAUUAUAAAUAUCCUAUAUUAGGAUAAGGGGCUGAUUAUAAAUCUAUUCUGGAGACAUACACUCAUACAGAUUACUCAUAAAAUUUUUCAUUUUAUGGAAUGUUGGCAUUCCACAUUUAAAUUUCAUUUUGUUCAAACCUUAGAACAGUAGUUAGAGUGGUCUACAUACCUCUCAUUUGCUCUUUUCUUAUUGAAAUAGAAAGUUGCAGAGAAGAUACAAUUCUAUGCAUUCCUCUUCCUAAACAUUUCUAAACUUACCCACUGAGGUAGUACUGAAUUUAGCUGCUGAAGAUAAAAAGGCUUUUAUUUAGUGGACGCUGCUUUCCCACCAAUGGCUCUUUUCCUACUACUGCCUUGCCAGUUUGGUAAAUCACUCAUGAUUCUUCAAUGUUCUCUUCUUGGCGAAUUUUAGUAUGUUAUACUUUCUCAGUGAGUGCUCCGUUUUCUUUAUUUUAAUUAUAUUUUUCCCCUCUCGGUAAUCACUUGUUAAUUUUUUCAUAGGAUUUCAGUUGGGUGGUAAUAACUUUUUAACUAAGCAUACUAGUAAAAUGAACCAGUGAAAAUAACAGCAUAUUUUUGAUAUUUUCUUGUUCCUUAAAUUUCGCUUUCCUAAGACCAGGCUUCAGCCAUUUAAUGUGAAAAUAUGAAAUAUUUCUAAAAGUGAGAUGACUGUUGAAGUAUAUAUUUUGCACAUGUAUAUUAAGUAGCCAAUAAAAUAAAUAAAAUUAUCCCUAUUACUGAUAGUGAUAAAUGGGGCCUUUGAAAAUAUGAAAACCAAACUUUUAUGAAAAUGUAUAAAAGAUGCAACUGUUGUGUCAAAUGGCAAAUUUCUUUUCAGUACUAUAAAAUUGGAAUAAUGUCAAAAUUUUAGAAUAAAUAUAUUCAUUAUAAUUCUAAAUGUUUAAAAGCCUUUCUAAAAUGCAAAACCAUUGACUUUUAAUUGGUUUAUUUUCUCAUGUGAUUCUGUUUCCUUAUUAUUUUUUUUAAUUAUUUUUCUGACUUUUGGCCUCAGAAGUAGGACUGAAUUCUGCGAUUGCUAGACGUGAGAAAGUGGUGACGGGAACUUUACAACAGUACAAAUUUGUUUCUUGGUCUGUGUUUUCAAAAGUGCCCCUAGAAAGUUAUAAGAAUGUAGAAAAUAUACACAGUCAUAAUCCUGUGCAAAAGAAAAAUCAAGCAAUUUUUUUUCUUAUAAGGAAAAAACCAUGAGCUGUAUCAUGCUACUUAACUUUUGUGUACAGAUUUCAUAUGUCUCCUCUCUUAAGAAUAUUUAAAAUCACAUUUAAAUAUGAAUAUAUUCAUGCUAACAUUAUUUUUCAAAAUAUAUGUGGAAAUUUAGCCCAGAUUGUCUACAUGUGAGAUUUUUAUUUAAAUUUUAAAAUAUUUAAAAGUAUGAAUAAAUUAUAUUUGUAGGUAUUUAUCAGAGAAAAUUAUUUUGUGCUACAUACAGGAUUGGCUAAUGAGUGCUAGUGUUAAACUACUUGAUUAAUAUCUUACAAAUCAACAUACCUUGACUAAAGGCAUUUUACUUUCAAAAUUAAUUUGAUAAUAGUAACUUAAGGUAUAUUCAUACUUACACUAUAUUCAAAUUGCAGAAACCAUUUGUGUAAAAGGGCUUCAAGAGUACAUCAUAUCCAAUUUAUUAUUUAUGUCUUAUGUAAUAUGAUAAAACCUUAAUUCUUUUUAAUUGCUAUUUGCCAUUAAGCUAUUUCAUAAUAAAUUCUAUAUAGAGAUUUCUCCCCCAAAGAGGUUUAUUUAUGAUAAAGUUUCUUAUGUGAUAUUUUAAAGUACCAUAAAUGUAAUUCAUAAAUAUUUCUCUAGGAAUACUAUAACAUUGAACUUAAUUAUAUCUGCCUAUAAAAAUCUUAUUUUGAAAUAAGUAAACAGCCUAAAAUACUGUGUUGAAAUUAUUUUGUAAAUUCAUGACUUAAAGCAGUACACACACCUCAGUCCAGUGUCAAAAUUUAUAUUUGUAAUGUGUUAUCAUGAAAAUGAAAUGUUUCACUCUCAAUUGAAACACUCUCAAAUGUUUCACUCUCAAUAUAAAUUCUGAUAUAUAUUCAGUAUAUGUAAUUAGCUUUAAAUGAAACUGGAAUAACUUUAGUGGAAGCACAAUCUGUUCUUUAAGCCGUGAAUUUUACAAGAAUGAAUAGGUUCUUUUUUUUUUUUUUAGUGUGAGGAAACUAUUAUUCUGUUCAUGAUCUAAAAACUGUUUUGUCAGUCUAAACACACAUAUAUACUGAGUUUCUUUUUUAACUUUCCAAAUCAUUUAAUUUCCAUUGCCCCUUUAUCCAAAAUUACAGCAGACUGUAUGGAUUCUCCUAGGGGCUAAAUUAAAUUACAAAAUGCUUUUGUGUGAUCUUCACAUUUUCCAACUUUAAGAAAGAAUUCUCUGGAGAUUUUCUUUAAAGGUAGCUUGCAGAUAUCCAGCCUGAACGGGGAUUGGAAGUUUUCUGCCGGGGUCUAUCUCCUCUACUUCUUUAAAAGCUACUGCCCAUCAGAUUCCUCAACUGCCCUUGCAACAAGGCAUACAAGUGACUGAGUGGGGGGCAGUGGGAGGACGUCAACUCAAAGACGAGCAGUCUGUGUUCAUAAUCCUCCCUUCAUCUCACUGCUGGGAUUGUGGAUAUACGCUGGGUACACAGAAUCCCUGACAGCUGUCUCCAGAGGAUCAAGGCCAUUAUCCUAAGGAAGGCAGAUCAGAAGACCUUGACUACUUUACUUCGACUGCUUUUUUCAGCAUUUAAGCCAUUGUAAAUCUGGGUUUCUCUGUUACAUGAAGUAAAAACUAAUCCUUGCUGGCCUUCAGUUCUUUGUCAUGAUACCAUUUAACAGUGUUGAAUAAAAUAGACUGCAGUAAUUCUUACCUUUGAAAGCUUUUAAAGGAUAAUGCGCGCUUGAUUUUCCAUUGUUAACUAUACUCAUUUUCUUGCCUUGAUUCUUCAUUAGAUAUUUUGUAUCUGCUUGGAAUAUAUUGUCUUAUUUAUAACUAUGUAACUGAAAUUUACCAAAACUCUGUAAAUCUCCAAAAUACCAUAUCAAGUUACAUGCCAUAGUUUUGUAUCAUUCUCAUAGAUCUGCCUUAUAAACAUUUAAAUAAAAAAGUACU
Molecule: messenger RNA, 6787 nt
Organism: Nycticebus coucang (slow loris)
Lineage: Eukaryota; Metazoa; Chordata; Mammalia; Primates; Lorisidae
Gene: STEAP2
Product: STEAP2 metalloreductase
Exons: 5
Coding region: 630-2168 (512 amino acids)
Biological process (GO): copper ion import
Cellular component (GO): endosome; plasma membrane
Molecular function (GO): cupric reductase (NADH) activity; ferric-chelate reductase (NADPH) activity
Source: RefSeq, a predicted model, not a curated record